This is a messenger RNA of Biomphalaria glabrata, 10041 nucleotides long. RefSeq lists its product as uncharacterized. The coding region runs from base 359 to 8395 and encodes 2678 amino acids. Gene Ontology annotation, molecular function: protein binding; calcium ion binding. Gene Ontology annotation, biological process: heterophilic cell-cell adhesion; establishment or maintenance of epithelial cell apical/basal polarity. The transcript has 53 exons. Gene Ontology annotation, cellular component: protein-containing complex; plasma membrane. NCBI's taxonomy places the organism in Eukaryota, Metazoa, Mollusca, Gastropoda, Planorbidae. The record is from RefSeq and is a predicted model, not a curated record.
AGAAGACACACCUAGCUUUUGGUUGGUAUAAUUCUUUAAGUCGUUGCCUACUUUGUGUAUUACUAAAACUUAUCAAACCAGUCGCACCUUCUCAGGUAUAUAGGAAUAGAAAAAAAAAGGACUUACAUUUUCAGGAUUAGAAGACAUUUUUUUGUAGCGCAGGAAGAAAUUCGUUCCACUAUGUCGUAAAUUCACCACAGAUAUUAAGUACACAACAAGACAAUGAAUAUUGAGAACAAUGUUUAAAUUUAAAAAAAACAACAUGUGUGAGCAGUCAUGAAAUGCAAGACUAACUUGAGGCUGUCGCCUGGUCGCUAAAGUCGUUUGAAAGUGGCCAGUGGAUAUAUCUGGUUCUAACAUGUUUCUGAGACGGAUUAUUUUCCUGAGAGUGAUUAGCCAUUUGGUGCUGUUGUCCAGUUUGAUAGCACCCUCAGCGGCAUCAUUAACUUUAUCGUGUCCGGAAGGCUGGUCAUUGAUUGGUUCAACGUGCAAUAAAGUUUACAGCAGAAGAUUAACUUGGGAUGGAGCAUACAAUGCAUGCAAACUCCAAGGAUCUGACUUAGUUCAAGUAAAAGAUGCUCAUAUCAAUAAUGACAUAGGAUUACUAGCAAAAUCUAAUUUAUUAUCAAAUUAUUGGAUUGGUCUUAGAAGUAAAACAAAGUCUAAUUUAACUGAUGCUGCUGAAUGGUCUGAUGGCACCACAUGGUCUUUGUAUCAAGGGUUUUGGUCUAGCGACCAGCCUGACUCCAGUGAUGGUAGUUGUGUGUCUGCUUCUGAUAAUGCUGGACAUUAUCGAUGGUCUCUGGUUGGCUGUGAGAAUAAGAACCCUUUUAUCUGUCAAUAUAAAGCUUGUGAUAGCGAAAGCUUCAGGUGUUCAAAUGACAUCUGCCUUUCAUCAAAAUAUAGAUGUGAUGGUAAAGAAGAUUGUCAAGAUGGAUUAGAUGAAAUAAAUUGCUCAUCCUUUUGUAAAUAUAUGUACCAAAAUGAAUCAGGGUCUUUCAGCUCUAUUAGCUAUCCAAAACCAUACAGUCCUAACAGUUUUUGUCAAUGGACUAUAGAGACUUCUGUUGGCUCAGUCGUUGAGAUGGUCUUUACAGAUAUUGACACUGAAUUAGGUAUAGAUGAAAUAGUCAUCUUUGGUGGAGGUAAAUCCGAAGUCUCUUCGAUGUCACUAAAACAUCUUUCUGGUCAGAUGACUAAUUAUACACUCAGAAGUUUUAACAACUUUUUGAUUGUGAGAUUUACAUCUGAUAGUUCCAAACAAGGCAAAGGUUUCAAUGCUCUUUGGUCUAGAGUUUUUGCUCAGGAAGAAGACAUUGGGGAGACAUUAAUAGGGGAAAAAUUUAUCCAGUUUCUCUCAUCACCUCAAUAUCCUUCUCCCUAUCUUCCAAAUCAAGAGAGUGUCUACAUCAUUAGUUCUAGACAACAGAGGCAGAUUCUACAUUUAAAAAUUCUAGAUCUUGAACUGGCUGAAGGAGACUAUAUUUCUGUGUAUGAUGGGAUUGAUGCAUCAUCUCCAGUGCUGGCUCAGAUGACGUCAUUAACAUCAUCUGGCAGGGACAUUCUGUCAUCUGGCCCACAUGUAUACUUGCUCUUUAGAACCCAACAGUUGAUCAAUCAGGCCAAAAGGGGAUUCAACUUGUCUUAUGAAACAGGCUGUUCUGUUGUGCUGGACUCAGACUUUGGAAAAAUUUCUUCACCUGGAUUUCCUUAUUCUGCUUACAGUAACUCUCUGACUUGCACUUGGAAAAUAAAAACCAAAUCUAACAAAAGUUUCACUCUGCUGUGGGAUAAUACUUUUGACAUUCAUCCUUCUGAUGAAUUAUUGUUGUUUCCUGGUUUAGAUUUAGAUGUAUCUACUUUGGAGAAUACCAAUAAUAGCAUUACAGUAACUACACCAACAAAUUUUUCUGAACCUAGUGGGAAACUUGUAAUUAUAUUUAGAACAAGUGCUAUACUUAAUGCCAGAGGAUUUAAAGCUACAUUCUCAGCAGAUUGCGUGAGACCAACAUUUAACAACAACACACUAAUUCAACCAUCAGCCAACAGCUACCCCUAUGGGUCUGUGCUGAAUGUAACUUGUAGAACUGGACAUGUUUUUGAUAGUGAGGAGUUUUAUGAAGUCACCAAGUCCAGUAAAGAAAUUAAAUCCCAAGUAUUGAUGGUCUGUAACUAUGGUGGCCAGUGGAAUGUUCAGAGAAUACCUAACUGCACACCCAGAUACUGUGGUUUGCCACCUCCAAUUUCAAAUGGCUUCAUUCUGUCUUCAAGUGGAGUAGUGUAUGGCUCAGAAGUUAAUUAUGGCUGUUACUCUCAAUACAAGCUCUCUAGUGAAGCCUCUGUGAAGUGUCUUAUGAAUGGAACAUGGAGUGCCCCGCCUUCUUGUGUUGCAUUUCAAAGUUGUCCAUCACUGAAUACAACAGCUAUAACCAAUUUGAUCCAGGACAAUGGUACAGAACUAGGAAGUGUUUAUGGAUUUCAGUGUUUAAACGGCUAUGAACUGAUUGGCUUCCCAAACGUAGCAUGUAGGGAUGGAAAUUGGAGCAGCCAGAUUCCUUCAUGCAAAAGUCUGGUUUGUGUCAUUCCUUAUAUACCAUAUGCAACAGUAAAAACAAAUGCAUUGAGUGUAGCCUUUGGUGUUACGGUCAUUGUAGAGUGCAUCACAGGCUAUGUCAUUAAAGGCACAUCAGGAAAUGUAACAAAUAUUAAAUGCCAGAGUAGUAUGACAUUUGGCACCUCACCAGUCUGUGAAGUAUCCACAUUUAACUACUGUAGUCUAUCACCUUGUAGUAUUAAUGAGACAUGUGUUGGAAAAAUAGGAGGAUAUGAGUGUCAAUGUCAGAGUGGAUUCUUCAAACAAGGCAGUUCCUGUCAAGAUAUUGAUGAGUGCCAACAGUCUAUUAGCAAUUGUAGUCAGCUUUGUACCAAUACAGUGGGAGGCUACAACUGCAAAUGUCAACCAGGCUAUGAACUGUAUAUGUAUAAUGGCUCUAAUGGUUAUUUUAUUCCCACUGGUGAAACCGGACUAAGAGCUGGAGAUGUAUAUCAUAUCAACCACACAUGUGUUUUACAUGUGUGUGAAGCUGUCAGUCUGUCCAACGGCUAUAUCUUAAAUCCUCAAGCAACCUAUCAUGUCAAUGACACAGUGGCAUUCAGCUGUAACAUUGGAUUUGUCUUAGCCACUGACACAAAUAAAGUCACUUGUACAGGUUCAGGAAGUUGGACUCCAAGCGCUCCUUAUUGCAAAGUUGCUCAAUGCGCACCUGAUACACUGCCUCCUUUAGCAUACCCACCUGCUCAGGUGAUCCCCAGUGUUCCAGUGGAUUACUUGACUAAUGUGACCAUAGUAUGCAUCAGGUCAGGGAAAGUUCAAGAUAAUAGGACCAGGACUUGUCUCUAUGACCCAAGUACACUGAGUUACAAGCUUCAAGGAGACAGCUAUGACUGUGGAGCCUGGCCUUCAGAUUGUGGAACACCUGAAGCUUACCUUUCUGUUGGAGCUCUUGCAUUGUUAAUUACAUCCACUAGAAAUGGAACUUACUUCCGAAUGGAAUGUGAACUUCCUUAUCUUCUGUCCAAUCAAGAAAUAUUUGUCAAUGUUUACUGUGUGAAUGGACUGUGGGAUUUUAACAAUAUUUAUUGCAUUUAUGGCUUUUGUCCUGACCCUGUAGCUCCUCAGUAUGGAACAGUCAAUGUUUCAAGCUACAACUAUGGGGAUGUUACCACAUUUGGCUGCAGUGAUGGGUAUCAUCCAUCAUCCAAUGUAUCAAUCUGUGAUUUUAAUGAAUAUGGUGGAAUACUGGAAUGGAACGUUGUCGACCCAAUUUGUAUAGAUGACCAAAAUAGUUGCCACACUGGUUUGCCCAGUACUUUCUGUAGAGCUGUUGAGAGUGGGUGUAAUUCAACAGAGUGCCAGUUUAAAAAUUAUUGUUCUCUACAAACUGGGAAUUGUCUGUGUGAAGGAGAUUCCUACAGUUACUGUCCAGUUAUUACAAACAACUGUAAGCCAGACAGCUGUAGCAGUCAUGGUACUUGCAUUGACAAUGGUACCCAGAGUCAUUGUGUAUGCACAAAAGGCUUUACUGGACAAAGAUGUGAAACUCCUGAGGUAUCAGCUUGUGACAGACUCAGGUGUGACAAUAAAGGCACAAGACUUUGCCAACCCCUCGACCUGAUCUAUGCUGUGUGUCUUUGCAAGCCUGGCUACUCUGGACACUUUUGUACUGAACUUAAUGAUGCUUGUGCCACUGAACCAUGUAGGAAUGGAGGAACAUGUGAAAAGGUAAACAACUCCUACACUUGUUCCUGUGUGACUGGCUUUAAGGGCACUAACUGUGAGCUGCCUGAACUUACCUGUGGAUCAUGUAGGAAUGCUUCAAGUUGUGAUAUUGAUUACAAUACUGGCCUACCUUUAUGUACCUGUUCACCUGGCUAUACUCAAGGCCCUAUCUGUGACUUCCAGUACCUUGUGGAUCAGACUCUGGCAGGAACUUUGUUAUCUUCAUCAACUGUUAAUUACAAAGAAUGCCAUAUUAGUUGCCUACAGAAUGAACUAUGUGAUGGAUUCACCUACACUUUCAAUACAAGCUUGUGCAGUACAUUUGCAAAUGUCAGCAGCAGUGCCAGUGUGGCUUCUACUACCAAUAAGACUGUAGCAGUCCUGAAGAAAUGUCACGAUACAACAGAGACUACAUUCUACACACCAUGGAUCACACCUAGAGGCUUUGAAAAUGGUUUCAAUGAGGGAUUAGUUAAUUUAUCAUCAGCUUUUGAGGAAUCAAUAUGUACCUGGACACAGCCUCUAAGAUCAGAAUGUCGCUCAAAAAGUGGUGGACAAUUAUCAUCUAAUGUUUUAUGUGAUACCAACAGAGUUGUUUGUCCAGGAAAUAUAGGAUUAAACUGCACCGAUGUUGAAAUGAGGUUCCUGUGUGCCAGGAGCAGAGUGUCAGCUGACAAGCCCUGUUUGUUGAGAGAUGUCUGCCAAGAGCUGAAACCUUGUGUCAGAGGCAUUUGUGAAGUGACAAACACCACAAGUUUCCACUAUAAAUGUAUUUGCCCAGAUGGAUAUGAAGGGGCCAACUGUCAGCAUGAAAUUAAGACUUGUCCAGGCACAAACUCAACAAGUACCACAUGUUUCUGUCCUGUAGGAUUCACUGGUGACCUUUGCGACAUUAAUGUUGAUGAUUGUGUGACAGCAGCAUGCAGCACAGCAGGGACUCUAAAGUGUAUAGAUGGAAAUAACACAUACACAUGUGUGUGUAAAACUAACUACACUGGAGCUAUGUGUCAGCUCUAUGAAGAUGAUUGUCUAUCCCAACCUUGUCUGCACGGUGGAACUUGUAUAGAUCUCAACUCAAACUUCACAUGUAGUUGUCCGCCUGGUUGGACUGGACGUCAGUGUGAGACAUUAAUUAACCUGUGUGAUAUCAACCCAUGCAAAGGUGGGGCAAAGUGUACCGCUUUGUUGGAUGACUUCUACUGCAGUUGCCCAUCACAGACAUACAGUAAAGUAUGUGACACAACUCCUGAUGUCUGUAAUGUCAGCAACCCAUGUCUCAACGGGGCUCAGUGUCUCAAUAAUGGGCUCAACUGUUCUUGUCUGACAGGUACAACAUUUGCUGGAUGCCAGCUGUAUUCCUCCUGUGAACAAGGAUUCUGUCAGAACGGAGGUUCAUGUUUAGCCAACAUAAACACACCUGCACUCUGUACCUGUCUUCCAGGUUAUUCAGGCAUUUAUUGUGAAACACCCAUCCACAAGUGUCCUCUGGUAAACUGCAUCAGUCCAGCCACAUGUGUUGAAGGCAUUAAUGAGCCUUUCUGUAGGUGUCCCAUUGGGAAACAAGGAGCUACAUGUAUGGAAGAUAUCAAAGAUGAUUUUGACUAUUGUAUCAGACCUUCUUCUGACACCAGUGGUGCCACAUUACCUUACCCUGUUCCAUACAAUGACACUGGAGGGUUCACAGUCAAGCUGUGGGUCAAGUUUACAAGGCCAGGAUCUAUGGGAAACUUUCUCACAUUGUAUUAUACAAAGGAAGGCUACAAGACACAGCCAUCGGAUGUUAUCUUUGCUAUAGAUCAUGUUGGUGUGAGACUUAGAAAUUUGACUUACAUCAGUUUCCUUGGCUUUGCAGUCAAUGAUGGCAACUGGCACAAUGUUCUGGUGUCAUGGAAAAAAGAUACUGGUCAGGUUGAGCUGGUGAUAGAUUAUUUGAAAAACGCUGUUGUCACUGGAUAUUUGCAAGGAAUAACAUUCAGUGCUGGAGGGUUUAUGGCUGUGGUUGGGUCAUCACAAUCAGAGCCUCAGAAAUUUGUGGGCUGUAUCUCUGACCUGGACAUGCUGGACAGACCAGUGGACACUUCCACUGAAUUGAAUGGAAUCAAAACUAACUCCAGUGCUUACUUAGGUAAUGUUUUUAGAUGGGGAGAGCUCCAGCCCAUAGGCAAUGUCUUGAUAAUCCAGCCUUCUAGUGCUGCAUUGAGUAAUUGUACUGGAGGAGGCCUGGGACCUUCUUGUUCUCAAGCAUCAGAUAUAACACCACCAGUAAUCAGCCAGUGUCCAUCUAACCUUGCCAUUUCAACCCUGCAAGCAAACACACCAGUCUCAUGGUCACUUCCACCUAACUACAAUUUCACUUGCACUCAUCAGCCAGGAGAUAUCUUUGCCUUAGGUAGUCACACAGUGGUUUGUGUAACUAAAGAUUUAGCUGGUAACACUGCUAUCUGUUCAUUUUCUGUGUAUGUUAAUGAUGCUUUCUGUCCAUCACUCCCUCAGCCUAGAGGGAAUGGGACAGAUGUAUGCAAUGCUGCCAAUAAUUUUACAUACUGCUCAAUGGAUUGUCCAGCUAAAGUGUCAACCUUGACACAACCUGCUCCAUACUAUUAUACUUGUGGACCUGAAGGAGCUUGGGAAUCACUUGUAGCCACAGAUGGUCUAUUUCCAUCGUGUGGAUUGGUCAGCAAUGAGUCUCAAGUUAACAUUGAGAUGAGUCUGACUUACAACUUAAAUGGGACCAAUUGUACCAGCAUCAGCGAUGCCUUAAAGAACAAGACAAGAGAGAAACUUUUACAGCUUCAAAAGCCGUUAGGAAAUGUGUUGUGUUCAAUGGAGAGUUGCCAGGAUGUAGCUGUGGUGAUCAAUUGCAGUCAGCCAGAGAUUGUAUCCGUGCAAAUCUCACUUCAGAACAUCAGUACACCUGUGUACAAUGGUAGUGAGGUACUGAGACCUGAAGAUCUUUUACUUAUUGCUGUUCUUGAUGAUGAUUUGUUCAAUUGGAAAGAUGUUUUCCCAUCUUUAGACUUUGACACGGAUGAUUUCAAUUUAGAUGUCACAUUUCAAUGUCCAUUGGGCCAAGUAUUUAGGAAUGGAUUCUGUGUAUCCUGUGGUCCUGGUACGUAUUACAAUACAUCUUCUACCACAUGUGAAAACUGCCCUGUGGGUCUGUAUGCUGAAACAUAUGGACAGCUCAGUUGUUCACUUUGUCCGUCAGGGAAAACUACUAGAGGCAAGGGAAGUGACUCUGCAAUGUAUUGCACAACCAACUGCAGUUCAGGAGAAGAAUUUUUAAUGUCAACCAAAAGUUGUGUCCCUUGUCAUCGUGGGUACUUUAGAGAUUCAUCUAACUCAAGUCAGGAGAACUGCCUUAUGUGCCCUGCAGAUUUUAUAACCCCUAGUGAGGCCAGUGUAUCGUCAGCUCAGUGUUAUAUCAGAAACUGCACAAUUCUUGGUACCUACAGGAAUGCACAGUCUAACCAAUGUGAGAACUGCCCUAUUGGGACUUACAGUGAUACAAAAUGGCAAGAGGCUUGUAGAUCUUGUCCUUCGGGACAGACCACAGAAUCAGUUGGAACCAGUUCAGUCAAUUUGUGUUACACCAGUUGUUCAGCUGGUCAGUAUUUCAAUAUCAGCCAAAGAGUUUGUUUACCAUGUGAUAGUGGGCAGUAUCAGGACAUGCAGGGACAAUUUAAGUGCUUAACAUGUCCAUUUGGUCAGCAAUCAGUGGAGUCUAAGACAUCUUGUUCAGUGGUAGCCUCUACUCCAACCACAAGCUCUUCAAGUGAGAUUAAUGUGAUUGUUGGAUGUGUGGUUGGUAUUGUUAGCUUCCUGUUGCUGCUUAUACCACUAGCUAUCAUCCUGUGGAGGAGGCUAAGACCAACAACAGCGAAACCCAGCCCAACAGAAAGUGUUGAUUCCAUAAGCCAUGGUGGUACUUCCAUGAGUACCAACUAUUCCAGACUUAUUACCAGAGCUAACUUGAAACCCACACCAGACGACUUCAAUUCAAAUUUUGAUCCUGCAUUUUAUCAUUCCAAACCAGCAGCUGAGGCAGGGCUAGAGUCGCAAUCAACACAGUCCUAUCUGACAUGGAGAAAUAGUUAUAGUAGCCACAAAUUGUAAGGAAGGGGGAGUGAUAUGUGUGUGUAACUAGUGUAAAUGUGAUUUAUACAAAUAUUUAGCAUAGUAUCCUGUUUGGUGUUCAUAAAUAAUAAAUAGAUUUUAUAGUACAACAGACCUAUUAUUCUAUUGAUGCUGCAAAUAGUUUUGUAUAUUUAUAGGUUGUUUUUGUGUUAUUUUACUUGAUAUAAAUAUCUGCAAAGAAGCAUGGAGAAUUAAAGUAUGUUUAUUAAGCAAGUAAGAUUGUCUGUUGAUUGUUUCAAAGCAAAUAAAAAAGUUUGUUUGUGGUUAGUUUAUGUAUCAUGUAUCUAGAGCUGCGAUAUUUAGACUUUAAACAAUCAAAGCUACCUCAUUUCAUUUUCUUUCUUAAGCACAGUGUCUCCCUAGGUCAAACACAGUUACAGUUUAAAUUAUAUAUAUAUAUAUAUAUACUGUUUUUAGGGUAACAAAAUAUUUUGGGACUUCUGUUUCAGGCUUAUUGGCUAGUGUCCCUGGCAGACAAUUAUCCUUUUUAUACUGCAUUCAUGUUCUAGUUUUUUGUUUUUAUUUAUAUGUUAUGGCUUUUGUUAAUGAUAUCUUCCAUAUUUAAAACAGACUGUUAACUAAAGCUAUCAAAUAGUGCCAUGCUAAUGCUAAAAUUAUUAAAAUGAUGUCAUUAACCAAAAAUGUUUAGUUGCUAGUCAAGAGGUCAAUUGUUACCAAUAGGUUCAGGGGAAAAAAUUUUCCAUUCUCUUAAAAUCCAACAUUAAUAGUUAUUUUUAGUUAUUAAAAGCAAAAUAAUCAUUCUAUAAUUUGUAUUUAAUAAAGGGGGUACUGUCUUUUUGAAAAAAAUAAAUUUUUUCUACUUUUCUUGUAACAAAUUUAAUAUCUCCCAUUGAUUUUCUAAAUUUUUCAAAUUUAAAUAUAUUCUUUUGGGUAUCUAAUUGACUAACUCUUAAAGGAAAUUGCCAAACAUUUACUAACUCUGACAACCUUACUGAUCUUGUUACGGUGGCAGAAACAUAUGCAACUAGGAUGGUGAGGCCCGGUGGCUGAGAGGUAAAAAAGUUGGCUUCUGAACAGUGAGGUCUUGGGUUCGAAUCCUGGAAUUUUUAGAUUGCAAAGGAAAUGUUACUUAACUUUUGAUGGAUGAUCGCAACAGCUCUGUAUUAUUAUUUUAUGCAUUACUUUGUGCCUUGGCUUUAACAUGUAUCAGACUUUUGUACUUAUUAUAAACCUACUUUGGUGCAUCUGUUUGUAUGCUGACUGAUGAAAUGUUACCACAGAACACAUUUUUAUUUUAAUAUUUCAUUAUUAUUCCAAACAUAAUAUUUCCAUAGAAAGUUGUAUCUGUAGUAAGUAGCUCUAGCUAAUUUUAGUUUCACUAUUUGGUAUACAUAUAUUUUUUUUUGUGCUGUACAAACUUCAAAUGCGGGUUUGGUAUUUUAACAAAUAUUGUUAUGGAGAAUCCUUUGAAUGCGAUCAUUGUUUUGGUUGUAAGUUUUGAACUGUUUAAUUGUGAAAUGGACACUGGUGCAAUUGCACAGACUUUGUAACAGGUAUUGCUGGUAUGGUAAGUGUCCUUGUGUAGGAGUCCUUGGGUUUUCUGUGUUUUUCUUGUAGUUGUACUAAAUGUCUUUGAAAUGACAUUAAACACAAGUUAUUUCUGA